Tilletiopsis washingtonensis is the source of this 4397-nucleotide messenger RNA. RefSeq lists its product as hypothetical. The record is from RefSeq and is a predicted model, not a curated record. Lineage: Eukaryota; Fungi; Basidiomycota; Exobasidiomycetes; Entylomatales. The transcript has 2 exons. Bases 1 to 3954 code for a protein of 1317 amino acids.
AUGCACUCUGCACCGCUCUGCCAUCUCCUUCUCUCGUCUCCUCGUCCCGCCCUCGUUCUUGCGCCGGACCCGACCCCAUACCCUGUGCCGCCGCGCAGCCGCACCGAUAGGCCGUGCUACCGAGCCGCUCGCGCUUCCUUGCACGUCUCACCACCACCACCACCGCCUCUUUCUCGCUCUCACGUCACCGACUCUCCGCCUUUCUUUCUGACCGACGCCGGCGACGCACGCUUGUGCAGAGUCAGCGCUGCGGCCAUGCUCUCCGAGGCCGCGGGUGCGCGCCUCUCCAAGCCUCGUCCGCCGGGCGUGCGGCGGCCCAGCGGCCGCCAGCAGGCGUCGCUCGCCGACGAGCAGGCAUCGCAUGCGCCCAGCGGCUCGGCGACGCUGCAGCCCUCGCCGCUGCUCAAUCGCGCCGUGCACUCGUCGCCCGGCCGCGCCUUUGACCGCGAUCUGGACCUCGACCUGCCGGUGGACCUCGCCGCGGCGCUCGGCCGCACGUCCUCGGCCUGGCCGGCACACCCUCGCCGCAGGUCGUCCACCGCUACUGGCGAGGCGGCACCUGGCUCGGCGGCAGGGUCGCCGCGCCGUUUGACCGCGGAAACUCCGUCCGUCGGCGGCAGCUUGGGCCGCAGGCUCGGGCGCAAGCUCUCGCGCGCCCUGCUGAACGCUGCGGACGAGCACGGCCAGACGGCGCCGGACUCUGACGGAGUAGAGCUGCCGAGUCUCAGCUUGCGUUCCGAAGACCUGCGUUCUGACGACACGGUGAAGCCUGGCUACGCAGAUGAGUGCGAGCUCGGGGCGUCGUCGGACGAAGAGCUGGACGAGGAGUGGGUGGGCGGCCUGCCGCGCGAGGAGCUCGAGGCGCUGCUCAAGCAGGCAAACCAGGUGAUCCGCGAGCGUGAGCGCGACCUUGGCAUCGCGGCUGCCAUCGGCAAGGCGCUGCUGGACAAGAACAUUAGCCUGCGCAGCAAGCACGUUGGCAUCUUGACGCGCCUCUCGAGCACGAUCAACCUCAAUGAGCAGGCCACCUACUCGCCGCCGACGACGGACAUCGAUUGCAACUCGCAGCGCGGCGACCUUGACGACGAUGAGACGCCGAUGCCCACGCCUACGCUCUCAGGCGACUAUUUUGCCUCGCAGCAGGCUGCAGCACCGUCGCGUAGUCGCGAGCACUCGCAUGCGUCGCCCCAGCGCCGGCCGGCACUCGACUCGGUCUUUGCGCGCCCGAGGACCCCUGAGGGCCGUUCCUGGCAGCCGAGCCAGGCUGGUCUAAUUGCGUCGGGCUCGUCCUCUCCGGCCAACAGCCAGCAGUCGACGGCCUCAAACCGCCACCGCAAGACGUCCUCCACCCUCUCGUCGAACGCCAUCGCCGCCGCCGUCGCUGCCGACGCCCAGCGCCAGCUAGAGAUGCUCAGCGGCCAGAACGACGUUCUCCUCGCGCAGCUGGCUGAGCUGCAGGACGAGGCCGAAGAGGCCAAGGCGGCCGGCAGCCGGCGUCUGCGCAAGCUGAACCGCGAGAUCGAAGGCCUGCGCGGCGAACUUGAGGCGGCGACGAACCGUAACGACGAGCUCGAGCGCAGCGGCGAGACCGAGUCGACGGACAGCGGUGCCGAGCAGAAGCGCAAGCAGUGGCGCCGCCGCUCGCGCAACGAUCUCUGGAGCAUGACCGACCUGAGUGGCAGUCCGCGUGUCUCGGAUGGCUCUCUGCCUUCCACGAGCCCUUCCUCCGCUCGGCUCAGUGCCAUGCUCAAGGCCGACACGGAGCGCCUCGGCGGCGCGACUGGCGAUGAGGCUGGCAUGCCGCCGUCCGUCUCGUCGGCCAUUCUCGGACAAGCACAUGGCGAGAGCGCCAGCGAGCGGGCGCUCGUGGCGCAGCUUCUUGCCAAGAUCAAGGAGCUCGAGGACACCAACGCCGCUCUGGCGCAGGCGGGCACCGAGAUGGACGGCAGACUCGGUCGCGCGCUGCAGGAGGGCGAGCGCAUCCGUGAUGCCUACGAUGCCGUCGAGGCGAGCUCGGCGUACGGCGGCGAUGAGACGUUCAACGAGACACAUCACUCGCUUGGUGGUCUGAGUCCCUCGGCGCUGCGUCGACGAGCUGCUGGCAAUCGCCAUAUCAUCGAGGGCCGCCGCACCAUCCGUGCGGCGCUGCGCCGUGAGGCAUCCCAGUCGCCCGGCGACAUCUCGCGCUCGAACACCGGCUCGUCACUGGCAAGCAGCGCCGCCAGCAGCGCCGCCUCGUCGCCGCGCGCCUUCCGCAAGGGUCGUCUCGGCAGCGGCCUAACUCGUCCUCGCAUUCUCAUUACGCCUAGCAUGGAGGAUCUUGCCGCCCGUCGCCGUCAGGACGCAGAGUGGGAGGAGCAGCAGCCCUUUAGUGCCGGCUCGCUUGGCCCCAACGACGCGCGCAAGUACGGCGCCACUGUCUCGCGCAAGCUGCGCCGCGCGUCCAGCAGCGGCAGCAUGGCCAGCGAUGGUGACGGCUCGCGCUCGAGCAUCGAGCUGCCCAUGCACGGCAUGUCCGCUUCGCCCAGCGCCGACAGCUCGAUCGACGAGGCGAUGAGCGAGUCCGCCACAUCUGUCUGGAACGGCCGUCAGACGCUCGGCAGUGAGCUUGGCGACACGUCGCUGCAGAUGACCAGCGAGCUGGCGCACUGGACCCAGGCGGCGAGCGGAGCGCAGCCGGGAAACGACAGCGACAUGCAGCUCUCGGAGCUUGACAAGCCUGCCUCAAACUGGUCGCCAGCGCGUCUCGGCCGCCUGCUGCGUCCGAUCGCCAGCUCUGCCAGCUUGCGCGCUCCAAGUGAGGCGGCCGAGUCGGACAUUGCCGACCUGCGCUGGUCCGUCUCGAGCACCAGCACCGUCGUUGCCGCGCCGCAGCGCCUGCUGACGGCCGGAAGCGACGCUGACCAGAUGCUCGUGCCGAGUCUCGACUUCGAGCUGCAGCGUCAAUUGUCUCCUGCCGCCGACGGCGAGUGGCCGGACCCGAACGAGGAGCUCGUCCCUCGCGGAGCGCUUCGCGACGACGUCAUGACGAAUCACGAGUCGUACGACCUGCUCGAGAGCGCCACGCGCCUGCGUCCGGUGCACUGGGCCGACGACGACGACUUCGGACAGCCCAUCACCGAGUCCGAGGCGCGCCGUCUCGGUCUGCUGGCUGCGGCCAAGAAGUCGCGCACCAGCCUGCUCGGCUGGGUCAAGAAGAGCGACUCGGCAAGCAGACGCACGGGCAAGGGCAAGAUGCGCGAGGGCCUUCCGCCGUCCUCGUCGUAUCGGCAGAUCGAGAGCGCCGAGCAGAUCGACGCGCGCGGCCGUCUCACGGACCUGCUGCGCCAGAAGCGUCUCGACGGCCUCAAGGCACGCGUGCUGGCCGGCCAGAUGGACGCCGACAAGGCCGUUGCGCUCGGCCUCGACGCCGAGGACGCCGACUCGGCCAUGGCGCGCUCUCUCGACCGCGAAGCCACCGCUCGCGCCCUCGCCAUCUCGCCUGCUCGGCACAGGCGCGCCAUGCAGCAGCGGCAGUCGCCACAGCAGCAGCAGCAGCGCAGCGUCGGCCGCCGUGUCGGCGCUGCCAUGAUCCGGCAGCAGUCGUACGGCUCGCCCAGCAAGGGCCAGGCGACGUCGAGCACCCUUGUGCGCCGCCGUGGCGAAGCGUCCGACGCAGAGGACAAGACGGGCGGCUCGUCCGACGAGCAGUUUGAGCUACUCGACCUCGACCCGAACCGCCAGCCUUCCCGCCGCGGCAUGAACUUCUUCCCUGUCGACACGCGCGCCCGCUACAAGCCGGAGAUGGUCAAGCAGCGCGUCAAGGUCGCCAGCCACGAUGCGGCCACGUGGGCGACGACGUGGGUCAGCUUCACCCUCAUGGUCGUCUUCGCGUUCCUCGUCACCAUCCGUCGCGGACCCAAGCAGCUGGGCAGCGGCGGCACGAACUCGGCCAUUCUCCCUCCCCGUCCUUGAUGCACGCCGGGCGUCCCUUCGAUCCACGAGCAUCUUCUCGAAUCCCUCACGAACCCUCUCACGCAUAGAUGAUACCGCGCUUCUUCGCAAGCCUUCACGACAUCUCCCCUUCCCGAUUCUGUGGCUCCCGCGUCACGCCCCACGAGUCAUUCUUAUUUGGCGUCCGUCGCCGCGCGGCGCACUCGCCUCUGGCCUGCUUCCAGCGCCAGUGGUGCAGCGCCUGCGCCCGCGUCCCGUCACCCUCGGCUCCUCUCAGCCCGGCCAGCACCUCAUUACCCCAGACACAUCGUCUCUCCCCCGCAAUUUACAUCGCCGUGUGUGAAGAGCUGCGUGCGCCGCGUGGGUCAUCGUGCAUUGCUCUCCGCCCAUCGCCCGACUUCGACCUCGCACACCUCCUCGAGCAGCUUGCCGCUGUGCGGUCCGCUCUCGACGACGUAGCGCCA